Molecule: messenger RNA, 3325 nt
Organism: Nerophis ophidion (straightnose pipefish)
Lineage: Eukaryota; Metazoa; Chordata; Actinopteri; Syngnathiformes; Syngnathidae
Gene: r3hcc1l
Product: R3H domain and coiled-coil containing 1-like
Exons: 7
Coding region: 268-1287 (339 amino acids)
Source: RefSeq, a predicted model, not a curated record
UAAGACAAUGGCCGAGAUGUUCCAUUUAAACAAGUCCUCAGGGUAGGAUGAUUUAUUACUAUAACUUGUGUAAUAUUUAAAUUUAAUUAAAAUAAAGAAACCCAUUCGAUUAGAACCAGCGUGUCACUAAAACACUUAAUUCACGAUUGUUUUUUUUUUUUUUUAAAUCCCACAAUCCUUUGCGUUCAGCGGACUGCGUGCGACGGAUUUCGAGGCUAAAAACAAAUCAAUGAUUCUCACUGUUGGAGACAUUUUGUAAAAAUCACUAUGGAGACGGAACAACCAAAGAACGACAGUGCUUCACACGCACCUGCCACUUCUGAAUCAAAGAAGCCAAGCCAGGCUCUGUACCAGCCAAAGAAACGACUCCAAUCCGCUAAAGACAAACCUCAAGUUGAAGGAGAAGUAAAACCAAGACCCAGGCCUCGCUACACGGACAAGGCUAAAAAGAACGCUAAGAACAAGAAGGACAAGGCAGAAGGUGCAGGGAAUCAACCUGUGGAAGGAGCCGAGAGGCAAACUGAUCCCGCCAACCCUGUUGUGGAGGAGAGGCAACUACAGUGUCCAGAUGUUGACACUAAUGGGCAGCUCAACUUAGAAAAUGCUGAGACAGAUGUUUCCUCCCGGCUUGAAGAGGCUUCCUGUCACGAAGAAAAGGGACAAGAGGAGAGUUGGGACACCUUGUUCAAUGAUGAUGGAGAUUGUCUUAGUCAUCAGCUGCUUGAAGAGCUGUCGCUCAGCGAAGGAAAAAAAAAGAAGUCAAUCCAAGAUGCCAAAUUUGAUUUUUACAACAUGAACAGAUUCGACGACGACGACGACGACAACACAGACGACAGUAUGGAGGAGCUCGCUCACAUCAUCGAGAUCUACGAUUUUCCCUCUGAGUUUAAAACAGAGGAUCUUUUCAAGUUAUUUCAGGCUUACCAACAGAGAGGCCUCGACAUCAAGUGGAUUGACGACUCACACGCUCUUGGUCUCUUUGCAAGCCCCAUUGCAGCUCGUGACGCUUUAAGAAGUAAACAACCAUUGAUGAAGAUGCGGCCACUCUCCGAAUCAUCUUCUGCGACAAAGGCCAAAGCCCGUAGCCUUUGGGAAUCGCCUCUGCCUCCUAAGGAGAGACCUCAGACCAGUGCAGCUUUGGCUCGCAGGCUUGUCACUGGUGCACUCGGUGUGAAGAGCAACCUGACAAAGGAGCAGCGGGAUUCCGAGAGGAAGAAGCUCCAGGAAGCAAAAGAACAAAAGCGUCUGGCAGCCAAACAGAGGGAAGAUGCUUGGGAGGGAAAGUGAUUGAAGAGCAAACUUGCCCAGCUUCGCUUGACUCAAGUCAGGCCACGCCCACCUACCACCACACUUUCUUGACAUGUAGUCAGUCCCACCUUUUACCAAGCAUGCAGUGUCUCGUGUCAUUGCUGGUUUUAGUAGAAUCCUCAUCUUUUAGUCAAAUCCUUCCCAUUACCUGAAUUCAAUAUGACAUCUUCAAAUUGAUCCAUAGCGAUACAGCAGUGACGUGCGGCGAGGUUCAUGGCUGGUGAGGCACUGACUUAAUCACAGUCAGAUUUAUAAACAUAUGAACCCUAUAGAGUAUCUUAUUCACCAUUUGAUUGGCAGCAGUUAACAGGUUAUGUUUAAAAGCUCAUAUUCUUCCCUGCUUGGCACUCAGCAUCAAGGGUUGGAAUUGGGGGUUAAAUCACCAAAAAUGAUUGCCGGCCGCUGCUGCACACUGCUCCCCUCACCUCCUAGGGGGUGAACAAGGAAUGGGUCAAAUGCAGAGGACAAGUUUCACCACACCUAGUGUGUGUGUGACAAUCAUUGGUACUUUAACUUAAUGUAGCAGGUGCUUUAGCUAGUAUAGUAUAGUAUGAAUAAAUUACACUUAUUAUUAUCAUUAUUAGCAAUAAUACUGCUAACAUUAACAAUAUGUAUGUAGAAAAUAACAAACACGACAGUACACAGUGUUGUCACUAUGACAGGUGUAACCGCGCUCCAGCGGCCGUGUUCAUUCAUUGUGUUUACUAUAGCAUAAAAAAUGCAGAUGGCCUUAAAACGCCACACUACUCAGUCACCAUAUUUAAGUACCCAAAAUAAAUUCAAUCGGAUCAGAAACAUUGGAGGAAACGGGAUUAAAACCCGAUGCUAACCGCCCAUAGAAAAUACAUGGGUACGGCUAGUAGCUACUGUUAGCAAACAGACUUACCAACUCGGCGUAAUAUCUCAACAUCGACACACUCUUUUGUCGCAACUCGGCCCUGAUGGUCGGCACCUAUAAGUUUACAAUUAGUUGUAAAAUGUUGGACGGUUGUUUUUACGAUAUGCAGGCAAAUGACAACUUAAAAACAUACCGGCUUCAGAUGUCCCCAUGCAGACCUAGCCGAGUAGUGCAAGAAUGAUCUCUGGGAUCACUAGCGCCCUACCACCAGGAGGCCGGAGAACCGGAGCCUCACAUUGUAGGUCUUUGCAGCAGUUUUAUGAUUGCCCAGCACAAGAAAUACGUUACUCACAUACAGUCAUACAGUUGUUGACAAAAUUCACUGCACAUUAUAUACCUCAGCUAACUAAACUAUGGAAAUGUAUAAUCAAACACAUAUAGCAAUAUGGUCUCACUGCACAGCAGUCCAGCAGUUAGCCGAGUCAUUGCGCAAUCCAUGGUGACGGGGAGGCUCAGCUGGCUGUGACUCACUGCAAGUCAUUCUCAGUAUUUAAAUGGCGAGUGUGAAAAUUAAGCGAUUUUGAAUAAAAAAUAAUUUAAAACUGGUGAAGUUAAAUGGAAAAUAACUUUAUAGUAUAAUUACUAGAUACUUAUAACAAUAUAAUUAUUAUUUUUUCUUUUUGCAUUUUUUUCUUUCCAUGAUUUCCGCCCCUGACUGCACGUCACUGCGAUACAGCAACUAUAAUUCUGAGUGAGGACGAAAUAUUGUAUGUACAUUCACUUUUCCAAGGUGACAUAAAGCCUUUGUCAGUCCAAGGUUAUCACGUUCACAUUUUAAAACAAUGAUAUACAUGUAUUUAUAUAGUCAUUAUUAGUAGGUUUGUAUAGGAAUUGUAGUCAGGUUUUGUGUGUGUGUCCACUUCACUAGUAAAGUAAGGGUUUUAGUCCAGCAGUGUAGAUAUUGGGUCUCUGGAUGCUAAAAAUCAUGAAUUGGGUUUAAAAUGAGGGAGCAAUAGUAAUCAUUUAAUGUACAUAAUCUCCUGUAUAUGUGGAACCUCACCUGACUCCUGCAAGUCACUUGAGGUGAAUGUUUUAUUUUCUGCAACAUAAUAUGAACAGUGGGUGACGUUGUAAAUAUAAUGAAAUGGAAAUAAACCAUGAGCUCUGUGUUCCAUCAAA